GAAGAUGCUGGAGGAGGCGGGGUUUCCUCGCUGGGCAGUCCCAGCCUCGGGAGGACGAGAAGGCGGGGGAGGUAAGAGAUUUCCGCUUCCGCCGAGAGCCGGAAGUCACUGUCUCCCGGGUGAACGAGGCGGUCGCCACAAGGGUGUGAGUGCAGGUUCACUCCCCUACAGACAUGGGGCGCAGAAAGUCGAAACGGAAGCCACCCCCCAAGAAGAAGAUGACAGGCACCCUGGAGACCCAGUUCACCUGCCCCUUCUGCAACCACGAGAAGUCCUGUGACGUGAAAAUGGACCGAGCCCGAAACACCGGAGUCAUCUCUUGUACCGUGUGCCUAGAGGAAUUCCAGACGCCCAUCACUUAUCUGUCAGAACCAGUGGACGUGUACAGCGAUUGGAUAGAUGCCUGCGAGGCUGCCAAUCAGUAGCGACGCAGACGGCCCACCCCCUUGGCAGCCCCGCCCACUGGGUACCAGUCGAGAGACAUUCCAGGGUGUGGGUCCAGGGCCUUUGCAGCCCCGAAUGUGAGUGUGUGCAGAGUGGGUGUGUGUGUGUCCCGAAUGUGAGUGUGUGCAGAGUGGGUGGGUGGGUGUGGGUGUGGGUGUGUGUGUGUGUGCGCGCGCACGCGCACACGCGGCUGCAGGUGCGACUGCGGGGGAGUCUUCGUGGGAAGCCGGUAGAGUUGAAGGGUGGUGGGGCCCUGGGGGCCUGAAAUGCUUGUUCAACAGGCCUUUGACUGGCUCCAGCCUCUAGCACCUGGGCCACCGGCUUCAGGGCCCUGUUUUCUCUAGAGGCCUGCGUCCUGACCCGCCUCUGCAGGGCAGGCCCUCAGAGGCUGCCACCGGCCUCUCCAGCACCUUCCUGUACCUCACCAGCACUUGGCCAUUGAACAGGACUGACUGCUCCCCCUCCCCAGCUGCCUUCCCAGGUCUCUGGCCUGGGAUUCAAGUCACAGUCCCAUGGGCCCCCUGGCAGGGCGGCCUGUUUUCAUGUUCCCUCGCUUUUGUAGAGGAGGGAGGGGCUGGGCUGGGGACAGCUGUCUGUCACAAGCCCUUAAAUAAAGCAGCAAACGAGGAA
Molecule: messenger RNA, 1074 nt
Organism: Bubalus bubalis (water buffalo)
Lineage: Eukaryota; Metazoa; Chordata; Mammalia; Artiodactyla; Bovidae
Gene: ELOF1
Product: elongation factor 1
Exons: 4
Coding region: 174-425 (83 amino acids)
Biological process (GO): transcription elongation by RNA polymerase II
Cellular component (GO): transcription elongation factor complex
Molecular function (GO): RNA polymerase II complex binding
Source: RefSeq, a predicted model, not a curated record